GCGAAAUUCUUGCGUUGUUUUGUAGAAGAGGCUUAAUAGCAGGCAAAGAGAAAAACAGUAGAAGAAGAAGAAGAAGAAGAAGAUGUUGAGGGUUGCAGCUAAGAGGCUUCAUUCUCUCUCCUCCACUCCAUUCAGGGUCAACCACGCCGCCUCCGCUAUCCUCUCUCGGAGCCCCGUCGCACCGUCAUCUUCUUCCGAGGAACGUGGAUCCGACCCGUUUUCGCUCCGUCCUGAAUUCUUUCUUCCCUUCAGAGGUUUUGCUACUGAAACACUGUUCCACACAAAAGAGAACAGCCUUAUUCCUGAAAUAUCAGCAACUGUUGCAGCUGUUAAGAACCCUUCUUCUAAGAUUGUAUAUGAUGAACACAACCAUGAACGAUUUCCUCCUGGUGACCCAAGCAAGAAGGCAUUUGUCUACUUUGCCCUAACAGGUGGUAGGUUUGUUUAUGCCUCUCUAGUCCGUCUCCUUAUCCUCAAGUUUGUGCUCAGCAUGUCAGCAAGUAAGGAUGUUCUUGCUCUGGCUUCACUUGAAGUUGAUCUCUCCAGCAUUGAGCCAGGCACUACUGUGACUGUUAAGUGGCGUGGAAAGCCAGUAUUCAUCAGGCGCAGAACAGAUGAUGAUAUUCAGCUGGCAAACAGUGUUGAUGUUGGAUCCCUUCGUGAUCCCCAGCAGGAUUCAGAGAGAGUCAAGAACCCAGAAUGGCUCAUUGUGAUUGGGGUUUGCACCCAUUUGGGUUGCAUUCCCUUGCCGAACGCUGGUGACUACGGUGGAUGGUUUUGCCCAUGCCAUGGUUCCCAUUAUGAUAUUUCUGGCAGAAUUAGGAAGGGACCAGCACCAUACAAUCUGGAGGUACCAACUUACACCUUCUUGGAAGAAAACAAGUUGAUGAUUGGUUGAAAACCUCGGGUUGCGCCCUAGCGGAAUGAGCCUACAAUUUUUUUGAUUUAUUGGAUAAUGUUGAAAUGCGUAAUGGACAUUUUUGGCCAUAGAGUCCUUAUUUGUUAUCUUUGACAAGUGUUUAUGUCAUUCGGAAAUUCAAGUCACUGUUGACGAGACUUUUAUCAAUAAUCGCCCGGCUUUUUGGUAGUCAUAUGAAUGUUAAAAAUCUGAUGAUUCAAGGCUUAU
Gastrolobium bilobum is the source of this 1126-nucleotide messenger RNA. RefSeq names its product cytochrome b-c1 complex subunit Rieske-4, mitochondrial-like. NCBI's taxonomy places the organism in Eukaryota, Viridiplantae, Streptophyta, Magnoliopsida, Fabales, Fabaceae. The transcript is spliced from 2 exons. The coding region runs from base 83 to 898 and encodes 271 amino acids. The record is from RefSeq and is a predicted model, not a curated record. Gene Ontology annotation, biological process: mitochondrial electron transport, ubiquinol to cytochrome c. Gene Ontology annotation, molecular function: quinol-cytochrome-c reductase activity; 2 iron, 2 sulfur cluster binding. Gene Ontology annotation, cellular component: membrane.